AUCGUUAAAAGCUUCUUGUAGAUCGUUAAAAGCUUCUUGUAGAUCGUUAAAAAAGUUGAUAUUUUCAAAUUGUUCAUUAGAAUUGGAUAGGAGAACAAACAGUAUUGCGAAAUUAUUGAAAGAAUGUUGCAAACUUUAGCUAUAACGAAAAGUAUAGCAGAGAGGUAAUUAAAGGUUUAAAAUCAUCAUCUAUCUUCCUAUCAGUGCUUAAACUCAGAUCUUGUAACCUCAAUCAAGAUGAUAUAAAACUCUUGAAUGGUCUAUUCAUGUACUGUAAAUACUUGACUCAUCUGGAUUUGAGCGAAAAUAGGCAACUUGGUGGAAAAAUUGCAAAUAUUUUCCAUUCGUUGCAUCUCUCUUAUUCAAGUUUAAAGAUACUGAAAAUUGAUUCUUGUAAUUUAACAAUAAAAAAAUGGACAAGAUUUGGCGAAAUUAUUUAACGAGUGCAUGAAUUUAACGGAAAUUAACAUUGCUGACAAUGAAGAUUUGCACAAAUGCCUUGAAAUGAUAUCCGAAUCUUUGGAGAAUUGUUCUCAUACCAUUAAAAUAUUAAACUUUUCAAACUGUAUGAUUGAUCAAGAAAAUGGAGUAGCGUUGGCGAAACUACUCUACAAAUGCGAAUAUUUGGAAGAGAUUAAUCCAAGUUUCUCCAGAGAAUUGGAUCAUCGUUACUCGGGAAUUACAAGUGAAAUAUUCAAGCGACUUGAAAGUUCAGUUCUGAAUUUGAAAGCUAUCCAAAUUUCUUUCCAACAUUUAGACACUGCCGGAAAGAAUCAAUUUAUUCACUUGUUGGCGAAAUGCCUAUAUCUACGAAAACUGGUAGUAAAAGCGGACGCAAAUCAAGAAAUAGAGAUUAAGUGUAGAACUAUUGAAAAGGUGAAGGCGAAAGAGGAAAGUUAUUGGAAUAUGAAACUUUCUCCAUGGAUUUUUGAUACUCGUAAAGAUAUCUUUCUCGGCAAUUCUCGCGUUAUCUUGAACCACCAACAAAAUCUGACUAGAAACGAUAGUCUUUUAGAAACGAUACAAGAAUUUCAUAAAAUUCAACUCAGCCAAAUCAACUUUCUACCAGUUAUCGAUGUGGGUGAUGUACCAAUAUGCUCAUCGUUCGAUUCGUUUUAAAUGCCAUUGCUGUUGAGCGAACUCUAUCCUCAAUCAAACGCCAACUGCCCAAACGAAUUAUGCAACAUUCAAAGUUUUGACACUGUGUUUAGAACAAACCACACUACAUGCAUCAUUGGAUCAGCUCAGAAAGGUAAGACAACCCACCUAAACAGACUGAUCUAUCUAUGGUCCGUUAAAAAAUCAAUCUUACAAGAUAUUUUAGUAUUGAAAGUUCCCUUUUACGCAAUCAAUAAGAAUAAAUCAUUUAUAGACGAUAUCAUAGAUUUCAAUUAUCCAAAUAAGGAUAAAACUCUAUCUUCUUCAAUAGAGUCAUUUUUGAAAAAUACACAAAAAAG
Messenger RNA from Dimorphilus gyrociliatus, 1457 nucleotides. NCBI's taxonomy places the organism in Eukaryota, Metazoa, Annelida, Polychaeta, Dinophilidae. The record is from the annotation of a GenBank genome assembly.